AUGUCACUGACAGUGAUUAGUUGUUGGUUAAAUAAAGUUCGCGUAAUAAAAUAAAAUCUUACAAACUUUUACAAUUUAAUUAUACGAAAGAUUUAAUAAGAAUAGUUUGAUCACAUCUUACGAUGAAUGCGCCGCCGACAUUCGAGUCAUUUCUUUUGUAUGACGGAGAGAAGAAAGUUCAAAAGGAAGAAGAUACAAAAGUUACGAAUGCAGCUAUAUUCACUGUUAACAAAGAAGACCACACACUUGGUAACAUGAUUAGACACCAACUUCUGAAAGAUCCCAAAGUAUUGUUUGCUGGAUACAAAAUCCCACAUCCAUUGGAACAUAAAUUUGUUUUACGCAUUCAAACAACAUCUGACUACACGCCACAGGAGGCUUUCAUGAAUGCACUCACAGAUCUUACAUCAGAACUGUCUCUGUUUGAAGAGAGAUUUAAGGAGGCAAUAAAAGAAAAGAAGGAUGGUUUAGAUUAACGACUAAUCUUAGUUAAUAUAAUUGUAAUGAAUAAAGAUAUUUUAUAAUUA
Molecule: messenger RNA, 527 nt
Organism: Papilio xuthus (Asian swallowtail)
Lineage: Eukaryota; Metazoa; Arthropoda; Insecta; Lepidoptera; Papilionidae
Source: RefSeq, a predicted model, not a curated record